Molecule: messenger RNA, 965 nt
Organism: Mollisia scopiformis
Lineage: Eukaryota; Fungi; Ascomycota; Leotiomycetes; Helotiales; Mollisiaceae
Exons: 3
Molecular function (GO): acyltransferase activity, transferring groups other than amino-acyl groups
Source: RefSeq, a predicted model, not a curated record
GUCCUUUACCAUGUAUUUCUGUUCUCUUCCAGAUAUCCAUUACUCUCUGAAGUCUGUUGCAGCUCACUGCUAUUCUCAUCCACCACUGUAAUCAUGACACUUACUGUCGAAAUCCCACAGACUAAAGAGGACUUCUACCGAAUGGGAGAAAUCCGGUCCCAGGCCUUUGGGAGUGAGCAAUUCUUUAUCGACAUACUUUUCCCUAAUCAUCAUACUGCUGCGGGGCGUCUCCUCCUCCGCGACCGUUUACUCAAAAUCAGGGAGAUGCCCAGUGCGCGAUUUGCAAUGGUUCGAGAUACUGAAACUGGAGAAAUAAUUUCUCAGGCCGAAUGGCAUUAUUAUCCUAAGGAUUCAGUAGGCGACAUAAUGGAUCUGAGCUUUGUUGAGGGGAGCGAGGAGGAAAAAGCAUUCGCGACCCAUAUUUUGGGGACGUUUCAAAGGAAAAGGAGGGAAGCGAUUGCAAACACCAAGGUGCCGUUGAUGCUGCUCGAUAGCCUUACAACAGAUCCCAAAUAUCAAAAGCGAGGAGCUGGAUCAAUGCUUGUAAAGUGGGGCUUGAACAUUGCUGAUUCUAUGAACGGAGAGGCGUAUCUUGAAGCUUCAGAAUACGGGAAACCAGUGUACGAGAAAUAUGGGUUCGUAGCUUUGGAAUCUUACAAAGUCCCAGUUCCGCCUCAUUGGGGGAGGAAGCCUGAUAUCGAAUACACUUUGAUGCGACGUCCUGUUGCCGACAAAUGAUCUAUUUUAAACUUUUACCACCAUACCUUGAUUUAAGACAAGAACUCAUGUGAUAAUAAACAUCUGCAACAUAACGCCUCGUUCUACCAGAGCGUCGGGUAGCAGCCGUGGAUCAGAAUUUAUGAUCUCACCCGUUUGUGUGUUCUUCCACUUUUGAAUAUGAUGAGGAUCAUCAUUCUCUAGACGUUCCCACUCAUCAGGGACCGAAUAUAGACGUGGAUCUUCAG